CGGGCCGCAUGCCGCAUGCCGGGAGUGGUGGUCUCCAGCCCGCCGGGUCCCCGGGCCUCCGUGCGCCGCUGCGGCCCCUUUUCCCGCGUUCUCCCUGGUCGGGCCUGUAUCCUGCUCCGGCCAUUGCCUCUCGUAGUCGGUGCCGUCUCCGAGGGGAACAAAGCUGCCCGCGUGCGCGGCGGCCGUCCCUCGUGCUCUGGGGCUUGCGCGACCCCGGGGGCUCGGCAGACUGGCUCAGCAGGGAGGGGUGGGCACUGCACCAUUCCUGAUGCCUCCCGGGAGGAGGGAACCAACCCUGUGGCCCCAGCGCCGUCGGGCCUGGGUUUCAUGGGGGUCCCUUUGGUCUCCGUGGAAAAAGUCACACGGGUUCAUUUCUGCCCCUCGAACAGGCUUGUGUCUGGAGCUGGAGACAUCAAGCUCACUAAAGAUGGCAAUGUGCUGCUGCAUGAAAUGCAAAUUCAACACCCAACAGCCUCCUUAAUAGCCAAAGUAGCGACAGCCCAGGAUGACAUAACGGGUGACGGUACCACGUCCAAUGUCCUAAUCAUUGGAGAACUGCUGAAACAGGCGGAUCUCUACAUUUCUGAAGGUCUUCAUCCCAGAAUAGUAACAGAAGGAUUUGAAGCUGCAAAGGAAAAGGCACUUCAGUUUUUGGAACAAGUCAAAGUAAGCAAAGAGAUGGACAGGGAAACACUCAUAGAUGUGGCCAGAACAUCUCUGCGUACUAAAGUUCAUGCGGAACUUGCUGAUGUCUUAACAGAGGCUGUAGUUGAUUCCAUUUUGGCCAUUAAAAAACAAGAUGAACCUAUUGACCUCUUCAUGGUUGAGAUCAUGGAGAUGAAACAUAAAUCUGAAACCGAUACAAGCUUAAUCAGAGGUCUUGUUUUGGACCAUGGGGCACGGCAUCCUGAUAUGAAAAAAAGAGUAGAAGAUGCAUACAUCCUUACAUGCAAUGUGUCCUUAGAAUAUGAAAAAACAGAAGUGAAUUCUGGCUUUUUUUACAAGAGUGCAGAAGAGAGAGAGAAACUAGUAAGAGCUGAAAGAAAAUUCAUUGAAGAUAGAGUUAAAAAAAUAAUAGACCUGAAAAAGAAAGUCUGUGGUGACUCAAAUAAAGGAUUUGUUGUUAUUAAUCAAAAGGGAAUUGACCCAUUUUCCUUAGAUGCCCUUGCAAAAGAAGGCAUAGUAGCUCUGCGCAGAGCGAAAAAAAGAAAUAUGGAAAGGCUGACUCUUGCUUGUGGUGGAGAAGCUCUAAAUUCUUUUGAUGACCUAAAUCCUGAUUGUUUGGGACAUGCAGGACUUGUCUAUGAGUAUACAUUGGGAGAAGAGAAGUUCACCUUUGUUGAGAAAUGUAACAAUCCUCGCUCUGUUACAUUAUUGGUCAAAGGACCAAAUAAGCACACACUCACUCAAAUCAAAGAUGCAAUAAGAGAUGGCUUGAGGGCUGUUAAAAAUGCUAUUGAUGAUGGCUGUGUAGUUCCAGGUGGUGGUGCAGUGGAAGUGGCAAUGUCACACGCACUGGUGAAAUACAAGCCCAGCGUAAAGGGCAGGGCCCAGCUUGGAGUUCAAGCGUUUGCUGAUGCAUUGCUCAUUAUUCCCAAGGUUCUUGCUCAGAAUUCUGGUUUUGAUCUUCAGGAAACACUAGUUAAAGUUCAAGCAGAACAUUCGGAAUCAGGUCAACUUGUGGGUGUGGACUUGAACACAGGUGAGCCAAUGGUAGCAGCAGAAGUAGGCGUAUGGGAUAACUAUUGUGUAAAGAAACAGCUUCUUCACUCCUGCACUGUGAUUGCCACCAACAUACUCCUGGUCGAUGAGAUCAUGCGAGCUGGAAUGUCUUCUCUAAAAGGUUGAAUUGAAGCUUCCCCUGUACUACCUGAAUCAUGAAGACUCUACAGAGUGAUCCUAAGAAUACAGCUAUGGAAUUUUUGUCCUGGCUUCAAAUGAUUUUUAAAGGAAUUUUCUUUUCCCAUCUGAAGAAAGGAGAGAGCAAUGGCAACUACCUAUUAAAAUUCCAAAGUCUGAAAUUAUAAUUACACUAUUUUUUUUUUAAUUGUACUCAGUGUAUGCACAACUAGCAGGCUGUUUUCACCCAAUAUGCACAGAAUAUUUUGCUUUCAUUUCUGUGAUAUUAAAAAAACACAUUAGAAAAGCAUAUGGUAUCUAUCUUAUUAAAUAUUCCUUGAAAAACAAAUUUUAAUGGUUUAAUAAUUUCUUCUAAUGAUGUAUUUUAAUUUAUCCAAUAGUUCCCUAUUGAGCAUUUAUUAAAAAUUUUAUGCUAAUAUAAAUAACACUUAAGUAACAAGGUUUUGAAAGCAUCCCUGUUUCUUUAGUAUCAAUUGCUGUGAGUAAAAUGAUUGGAUCUUUUAGUGGGACAUUUCAUGCUUUGAAGUAGCUUUGCUAAAAUGCUCCCCAGGAAAGUUAAGUGGGAAUGGGUAGAAAGAUGGGUGAACUAGAGGCAAGGGAGUUGAAAGAGCUGCACAUUUAUAAAAUGCAAAAAUUAAAAUAGAGGAGACAGAGGUUUGAAGAGGCUUGAAGGCAUGGUGACAGGCCUAGUUGAGAAGAGAUUUUCAGGUAGACCAUACUGUAUUUUCACACCCUGGACCUUUACUUAUGCUGAAAUACCCAUCCCAAAACCUCCAGUGUCCUUCCACCCCCCCCUCAAAUUAUUUGACCGUGUUUCCAAAAAAUCAUUUUUAUACAGGUCAGGUGGUGUAAAUGAACAGUCUUUGAAGGUGAAAUUGUGUUGCUAAGUUUUGUAUUUUGAGGACUUGGCUACAGUAAGUGUGCAAUAAAUGUUUAACUUGAAA
Molecule: messenger RNA, 2804 nt
Organism: Myotis lucifugus (little brown bat)
Lineage: Eukaryota; Metazoa; Chordata; Mammalia; Chiroptera; Vespertilionidae
Gene: CCT6A
Product: chaperonin containing TCP1 subunit 6A
Exons: 13
Coding region: 16-1848 (610 amino acids)
Biological process (GO): protein folding
Cellular component (GO): chaperonin-containing T-complex
Molecular function (GO): ATP hydrolysis activity; ATP-dependent protein folding chaperone; ATP binding
Source: RefSeq, a predicted model, not a curated record